AUCCAAAAUUUUUCUCAUACGCUGAAGAGGUGGCAGAAAAAUCGUCACUUCUUCAAUGAAACGAAAUUCUUCAAAAUUAAAGAAAUAUUUCGUUAUUCUACAUUAAAAAAAAAAAAAAAAAACUUGCAGUGCCUAAUGUUUCCAAUUUUUUACUAAUCACUUUAACGCGAGUGUGGGCACCAUAUAGACGCCAUGAAACAACAGGGACAGAUAGAAAAAUUACUCUCAUGCCCGACGAGGGAUUUGAACUCCGGAUCUUCCUUUGAACGAGGUACACUUCGUAACCACCAUAAAAACCAGUCAGCGUCAUUCCCAGUUUAUUUUCGAUUGUCUAGUCUUGAUUCUAGUUUCGUAAUUCUAGUUAACAAUAUCCCGAAACGAAGAGAAACACUACGAAGAGGUUUCGAAAGGAGAAAACAUUUUCGACAUGCAUUUGAGAGUUCGCAUUUCAACUCAAAUCAAGUGAUUCGCAACGAAAAUUAUUCUUAAAAUCAACGAAAUACUGAUCAAUUAUUGUUAAAUCGUCUGAGAGUUUUAUUUCUGAGAGUAGAGUGCAUUAUAUCUCAGCAGCUACAUUGUAUGAAUAUUUUUUUUUCAUGCAGCAAAAAAAGAUGCAACGAAUCACUUUGUGAUGUUGAAGCCGGGAUGUUAAAAUCAAUUAAGAUCACAGGAAUAAAUAAAAUUUUGCACUAAAAAAAGAAAAAAGAAUAUUGAUUAGGCAUUCAUCUAAAGAACUUGUGUUUAGGGGCUUUGGAUAAUAUUGUGAUAUGCACCUUCAAAAUUCCUUCCAGGUGGAUGUAAUACGACUUUUUCCUAUUUUUUCUAUAAAUAACAGAUACAAAGAAACGUAUUUUUACCUGUAUAAAAAUCUAUGUGUUAUUCUUGAAAAAUAACGCAGUCUGAAGCAAGAUUAAAAUGAAGGUCAUAAUUAAGCAUUUUAUUUUCCAAUUUAAAUUUAUUUUUCACUGAAAGCUUUGAAAAAGUUCUCCUGAACGAUUUGAAAAUUUAUAUACAUUGCACCAAGUACUUUCCUAUAUUUUAUUCAGUGUAAGUUUUUUUGGAAGUGGCGUUUUGUCAAAUUAGUUUUUGAUUGAUAUUAUAAUGAAGACUUACAAUAAGUUAUUACUUUUAUCAUUUUGAUUUGAUCAAUGUUAUUAUGUAGAAAUUCAAUUAUAUCGAAAUGACGGCUGUAAUAGAUAUUAUUUUCCCAGCUGUUUAAUUAUAUUGCUCUGCAAAAAUUAAUAUGUCUUUUUUACUACGUUUUUUCCACUUUUUUAGUAAUUGCGUUAAGCUCGGAAGAAAAAUACAUAUGUUUCAAUAACGUAACACUUGUAUGCUGCAAGGUAUAUCAUUUAACAUUUCGUUUUUAUAUUGAAAUUAAAAUAUCUUUUAGUUUUAGAAUCUCUUGCAGUAGCUAAUAUCUAGGUCGAUCCCAGGUAUACAGCAAGAAUGCUUUUUUCUGACAAAAUGUAUGGAGUCUGGAUCGUUUUAAUUUUCUAUGUUCUAUCAGUCAUCGCAAGACCAGAAGAUUUAUGCGGUAAAUUUAAUGAAAAAAUAGCAGCCGAAUUAGAUAAAUGCAACCAACUUGCACCAGAUUAUGUUCAGAAAAUAAUUAGUGACUGUCAAUUAAGAGUGCUUCCAAAUGAAGAAGUAAAAGAAUUCACAUUUCUAACUGCUGGAUGCAAAGAUAAAUCUAUUUUCAGUCAGUUUAGAGAGUGCCUGAAGGAAAAUGAAAAAGUUUUAAAAUUCUAUGAUUUGAUCGAUACACAGGGUUGCUAUAAUGAAGUAUCAAAAAAAUAUGGAUUAGCUGUGUCUUAAAAGAAUUAGGAGAAAAACUUAAGAACAUAAAAUAAAUUCACUGCAAUUUUCAAUUUUUGUUGAAAAAAAGAAGAUUUGCUUCCUAUAAAGAAAUA
Parasteatoda tepidariorum (common house spider) is the source of this 1913-nucleotide messenger RNA. RefSeq lists its product as uncharacterized. The record is from RefSeq and is a predicted model, not a curated record. Lineage: Eukaryota; Metazoa; Arthropoda; Arachnida; Araneae; Theridiidae.